Vespula vulgaris is the source of this 1018-nucleotide messenger RNA. RefSeq lists its product as uncharacterized. Bases 68 to 673 code for a protein of 201 amino acids. The record is from RefSeq and is a predicted model, not a curated record. The transcript is spliced from 3 exons. Lineage: Eukaryota; Metazoa; Arthropoda; Insecta; Hymenoptera; Vespidae.
CUUAUAUAAUUAGACUUUUAAAGAAAUCUGCAUAAAGUAAUAAUAAUAUAUAAACAUAUACCAAAAAAUGUUAAAAAAUAAGAGAGAUCAAUUUAAAAAUAUUGUUGAGUCUAAAAAACUAAAACAUAUAAAGAGUGUCGGGCGAAUAUUUUUAUCCGAACCAUUUGUAUCUAUUAAUUAUAAAAAUGUUAUAUCGCAUCGAAAGAUUAAAUCUGAAGCAAUAAUUGAUUCUAAUAUAAAUUAUGAUGAUCUAUGUGGUCCUUGGUUUUGUACAUAUAAUCCAAUACAUGAUCAUUAUGAUUUAUUAGUUCCUAAAUUAUGCGUUUGGGAAUUUAUUUCAUUUAAAGAUAUAGCUUUUGUAAAAGAACAUCAACAAGAUAAAGAUGUUAUUUUAUCGUUUUUCAAAUCUAAAUUUUCUAAAUAUAUUUUCGAGGAGAGAAACGAUAUUUUCCCAAAAAUCGUGUGGGAAAUUUUUGAAAUUACUAGAGAUAAUUUAUUCAGUAUAAAAUGCGUUUUUGCAUCAAUAGGAUUAUUUUAUUUAACGCAUCGCUAUUUUCUUUCCAAUUUAUGGUACACAAUGGAAGAUACAUAUAACUUUUUUUGCAGUACUUUACUUUUACAUACCGUUUUGGUUAGUCGUUUGUAUUCAUAUGAGUGUAUGCUAUUAGAAUAGAAUAUAUCAGUAUAUGUAUCAUUAAACGUUGUUAUUACGAAUUGGUUUUAUGAAAAAACCAAACGUAAAUUAUUUUAUCUUAAUGUAUCUUUAUAUGUAUUAUUCAUAUUUAGAAUCCACCUAAGUCUGAUGAGAUAUUUAAUUUAGACGAAUGCAAAUUAUUAUUCGAAGUCUUUCAUACAGUGUAUAUGGAAAAUCUUGCAUUACUUCGACUUGCUUGCUUACCACGUUAUAAUCUUAAAAUGAGUUUAGACGGUGUAACCACUUAUCUAGCAGCAUGACUUAUCAUCUUUGUACUAUUUAUAAAUCCAUUGAUAAUUAAGAAAAAUAAAGUAAUUCUUUUUA